AUGGCCCGGCGCCCGCCCGGCCUCGCUCCGGCCCCUCCGUUCCUCCUCCUGCUCCUCCUCCUGCUCCCUCCGCUGCAGGGCCGGGGCUGCUCGCCCUGCUUCUGGUUCGCCACGCCGGACACGGUGCAGUGCCGCUUCGUGCAGCUGCAGGAGCCGCCGGCAGAGCUGCCGUCCGCCGUCCGCAACCUGACCGUGGCCGGCGGCAACCUGACCGUCCUGGGCCGGGCGGCCUUCGCGGGUGGCUCGGGGCCGCGGGGCUCGGCUCGGCGCCCGCUGCUCCACUUAACGUCGCUGGCUUUGCUCCGGAGCCGCAUCGAAGCGCUGGAAGAGGCGGCUUUCGCCGGGCUGCCGUCCCUGGCCGCCUUGGAUUUAAGCCACAACCCGCUGCGUCGCGUCUCGCCCGGCGCCUUCCUCUUCUGCGCCCGCUUGCAGCGGCUCGGCUUGAACGGGGCGCUGCCGUCCGGCCGUCCGGCCGAGGAGCUGCUGGGCUGGGCGCUGGCCAACCUCAGCCUGGCCCGGCUGGAAGUGGCCGGCAACGGGCUGCGCGCUCUGCCUCCGGGCUGGGCGCUGCCGUCCUCUCUGCAGGAGCUGGAUGCGCGCAACAACUCGCUGCAGGCGCCGCGGCCGGAGGGGCUGGCGUCGGCGGCGCCGCUGCUGCGCCUGCAGCUGGCCGGCAAUCCUCUGACUUGCGACUGCCCCGCUCUGCGACCGCUGCUGCUCUGGCUGGGCAACGCCACGUGGCGGGCGCCGGAUCGGCGGGAGCUGCGCUGCGCUGCCCCGCCGCCGCUGCGGGACGCGCUGCUUUUGCGCCUGAGGCCCCGCCAGCUCAAGUGCCUGGAGGAAGGGGCGGCCUGGGGGCUGCUGGAGCCCGUCGGGGGUCCCGAACCGAAGGAGCUGGAGACGGUAUCCUACGUCUUCCUGGGCCUGGUCCUGGCGCUGAUCGGGCUGGUCUUCCUGAUGGUGCUGUACCUGAACCGACGGGGCAUCAAGCGGUGGCUGAACAACCUGCGGGAGGCCUGCCGGGAUCAGAUGGAGGGAUACCAGUACCGGUACGAGCAGGAUAGUGACCCCCGGAGGGCCAGCCCGGGGGGUCUCUGA
Messenger RNA from Protobothrops mucrosquamatus (brown spotted pit viper), 1098 nucleotides. It is a transcript of the gene TPBGL, whose product is annotated as trophoblast glycoprotein like. Gene Ontology annotation, cellular component: plasma membrane. Bases 1 to 1098 code for a protein of 365 amino acids. Lineage: Eukaryota; Metazoa; Chordata; Lepidosauria; Squamata; Viperidae. The transcript has a single exon. The record is from RefSeq and is a predicted model, not a curated record. Gene Ontology annotation, biological process: negative regulation of canonical Wnt signaling pathway. Gene Ontology annotation, molecular function: protein binding.